This is a messenger RNA of Prunus dulcis (almond), 1419 nucleotides long. Its product is annotated as putative disease resistance protein At4g19050. NCBI's taxonomy places the organism in Eukaryota, Viridiplantae, Streptophyta, Magnoliopsida, Rosales, Rosaceae. The transcript has 3 exons. Bases 1 to 1419 code for a protein of 472 amino acids. The record is from RefSeq and is a predicted model, not a curated record.
AUGGGUAGCGGCAUGCCAAUAGCAAACAUAAGCAAUAAGCUGACCACUCUUACUUCGCUCACAAUAAGGAAGAUAAGCGGACUUGUUUCUCUGCCAGAAGGGAUGCUAAAAAACAACAAGAAUCUUACAUACUUGGGGAUAGGAGAUUGUCAAGAGCUAACUCGUAUUGCUUCUCCUGAUGUAGUUUGCUCUUGCGCACUUCUUGAGUCAGUGCGUAUUUCCAAUUGUCCUAUUCUUGCUUAUUUGCCGGAUGGGCUACUCACAACAUCUCUUAAGAAACUGGUUGUACAAAAUUGCAAUGGUAUACAGUUGCUUCCAGUUACACAGGCCCUCCCAUCCCUCUGCAAAUUAGAGAUUACAGGCUGUCAGGAGUUGUCAAGUCUACCGAGUGGGUUAGAUUAUUAUAUCUCUCUUCAGGAGUUGGCAAUAUCAAAUUGUGAUAUGCUAACAUCCGUUUUGAUUCACAGCCCCCCAUCACUCCGGAAGUUGUCUAUAUUUUGUUGCAACAGGAAACCAGAGUCUGUUCCAAGUUUACUCGACUUCACAUGCCUUCGUGAAUUGAUAAUUGCAGAUUCCCCCGGAUUGACAAGUUUGCCAAUAAGGCUAGAAUCCUGUUCUUCUCUUGAGGUGUUGAAAAUAAGCAAGUUGCCGAAUGUAGAAUCUAUUCCAAGUUUAGACAACCUCACAAACCUCCAUGAAUUGAAGAUAUUUUGUUGCGAUGGAUUGAAAAGUCUACCCAAUGGGUUAGCAAUAACAUCCUGCCUCACCCACUUGAAGACAUUGGAAAUCGGUGGCUUUUGGAAGGAGCUUGAUUCAUUCCCUGCUUUUCAGGUUACAUCACAACUUGAAACAUUGAAGUUAUGGGGUUGGCCUAAGCUCAAGUCUCUGCCCGAACAAAUUCAACACUUGACUUCUCUAACAUGUCUCGAAGUGGAAUCUUUUGACGGAAUGGAGGCUCUUCCAGAGUGGUUGAGAAACCUUACAUCUCUUAAGUACUUGGAUAUACGUGGUUGCAAGAAUAUGAUGUAUCUACCUACACUAGAAGCUAUGCAAUGUCUCACCAAAUUAAAACGCAUAUUCAUUUUGGCUUGUCCCCUUCUAAAAGAGAGAUGCAACAAGGAGAACGGCUCAGAGUGGCCCAAGAUUUCUCAUAUUCCACUAAUAGAGGACAAGUGUUGGUGUGGAGAGUUGAUUGAAGAAAAGGUGUCCCUUCCCCACAGCCUACAGCCUACAGCCUACAGCCUACAGCUUAAUCUGUUUCAUUUUCUCUUAUCCAAUGAGAUUAGAUUGGCAUCUGAACAAGUAGAACCUGUUAAGGACCUCCACAAGUUGCACCAAUGGAUUGAAAAUCAAGGCUUGAUACAGACUGCAGGGACAAAUGCUCCAAGGCCAAAUGGUGGAGCUCUUGAAUUUUUUUGA